AUGCCUCCCCCUCUCCACGUUUGUCUCCCUGGGUUGGUUGCGUAUCAAGGUUCUGCUUCAACUUCUCACUAUGGUCCACUCCGAGUUGCCAUAAUAGGCGCAGGCAUCGGUGGUCUCAGUGCUGCUAUUGGGCUCAGACAACAAGGCCACCAAGUUGACCUUUACGAAAAGUCAAGCUUCGCCGUCGAGUUAGGUGCCGGUAUCCAUCUCACCCCCAACGGGAAUGGUAUCCUACGACGAUGGGGCAUCUUUGCCGAGGAGUUUGGCGGCACUCUGCUAAACCGCCGAUUCGAGUUCCACUACAAUGGCGAACCUAUCUUGGACGAGGACCUGACGAAGCCUAAUCUUCGCUGGGAGCAUCCUUGGCAUCUCGUUCACAGGGUUGCGCUACAUGAACGAUUGAAGAGAGCCGCGACUGGAGAAGAUGAGAUAGGUUUGCCAGCUAUCCUACACACAUCAUCAGAAGUUGUCCAUGUUUCACCAGAGAGGGGUAAAAUAAUCCUCGUAGAUGGCACUAUCAUCGAGGCGGAUGUCAUAAUAGGGGCGGAUGGUGUUCAUCCUCUAGUCCAGAACUCAGGAAAGGCAGCGUUCCGAUUCUUAAUCCCGAGAUCGUUGGCAGACGAGGACCCAGAAACACGGCCUCUUGUCGAGGCUCGAGACGCUGCGUACAUGUGGUUUGCUAAUGAUAGACGCGUUGUUCUGUAUCCUUGCAAUUCGAACAAGACUCUCAACUUUGUCUGUAUACACCCCGAAGAAGAGUCCCACUCAAUGGCGGGUGAUGGUUGGGACAAGACUGGCUCACUCGAGCAGGUCCUCGAGGUAUUCAAGAGUUUCGAUCCAGUUCUUCUUCGACUAUUUCGAAAGAUGGAUCCCAAGGAACUCAAAGUGUGGCAAUUGCUGGACAUGGAGAAGCCCCCGACCUGGGUGAAUGAAAGGAUGGCUUUGCUUGGAGAUGCUGCUCAUCCGUUCACGCCUUAUCAGGGACAAGGGGCGAACCAAGCCAUAGAAGACGCAGCUACUAUUACGGUCGUGUUGCCUCGCGGCACCUGUCCGGCAGACGUGCCAGAACGCCUAAAGAUGUACGAGAAGAUCCGCUACGACAGAGCUCAUAAAAUACAGAGUGAUUCCCGGAGGGCGGGCUCGGACUGGAAGGAUGGAAGGCCUCAAGUCGACCCCGCGAUAUUUGGAAGCUUCAACUUUGCCCACGACGCCUACCACCAUGCGAGUAUCAUUUUCAAGCGGCAUCUUUGGAAGAGCACACCAGGUGCCAAGUGGAGAAUGCCUGUUUCUUUCGGGCCGUCUUAUGAGUUACGCAGCCACGACUCAAGCGACUCUUUGCAGACUUUCACAACCGCUGCCGUGAGGUUCAAGGCGUCACGGACGUAUCUCGAGUCUCUACUCCCGACCGAGUCGUACACUUUUGUCGCCGAUGACACACUCUGCGAAGUAAGCUUUGCUAUCACCACCCGGAAGAAUGUGCCGUGUCUAGGGGGCGCAGACUACAGUCGGUUUGGCCUCUACCUCCAUGGCGUUCAGUACAAGAGGGACGACGGCUCAACCGUUCAAGGCAGCUUUGUGCCUGUGCUUCUAGAGGAUUCAGCGGACAUGGUCAUUUCGACAAGAGAGGAGCAAGGGAUGCCUGCCCUCUUCUGCGAUAUAGAGGUUAUCUCAACCCCACAGACCUAUCAGAUGAAGGCAUCGUGGAGGGGUGUGGAUUUCAUAGAUUUGGCCUUGGAGGAUCUCGAGGAGGAUCCUCGAGCUGCAGAAAGCACGGGAGAUGAUGUAUCGGGCCGCGUUCUCCUAUCACGUCACUUGAGGCCGAAAAUUGGGGUCCCUGAGGAGCCAGGUGAGACAUGCGACAUCAAGGGGGGCAUUGCGGAUGCAUCUUGCAGGGUGACCCAGAGAUGGCGGAUCAAGAAAGGGUCCGUUAAACUGCAGAGUCGCAGCUGGGAAUCACUUCCGACGCUUCACCAUGUUGCAGCAGCCUUAGCGGAUAUGGCCAUGUAUGGGAUUACAUCUGCCGAGGUGGUGAGUGGAACUGGUAUUCCUAACAAGAGGAGGUAUAGCAGAAUCUAG
Messenger RNA from Fusarium vanettenii 77-13-4, 2076 nucleotides. RefSeq lists its product as uncharacterized. Lineage: Eukaryota; Fungi; Ascomycota; Sordariomycetes; Hypocreales; Nectriaceae. The transcript is spliced from 8 exons. Bases 1 to 2076 code for a protein of 691 amino acids. The record is from RefSeq and is a predicted model, not a curated record. Gene Ontology annotation, molecular function: FAD binding; monooxygenase activity.